Meriones unguiculatus (Mongolian gerbil) is the source of this 960-nucleotide messenger RNA. Its product is annotated as olfactory receptor 13C8. The coding region runs from base 1 to 960 and encodes 319 amino acids. Gene Ontology annotation, cellular component: membrane. The transcript has a single exon. NCBI's taxonomy places the organism in Eukaryota, Metazoa, Chordata, Mammalia, Rodentia, Muridae. Gene Ontology annotation, biological process: G protein-coupled receptor signaling pathway. Gene Ontology annotation, molecular function: G protein-coupled receptor activity; olfactory receptor activity. The record is from RefSeq and is a predicted model, not a curated record.
AUGGAGAGAGCCAAUGAUUCCGUGUGGACAGACUUUGUCUUGGCGGGGCUCUCUGACCACCCAGAGCUCCAGACGGUUUUGUUUGUGUUAGUUCUGGGCAUGUAUCUGAUGAUACUGCUUGGGAAUGGUGUUCUUAUCUCAGCGGUCAUCUAUGACCUUCACCUGCACACCCCCAUGUAUUUCUUCCUCUGUAAUCUCUCCUUCCUCGAUAUCUGCUACACGAGCUCUUCCGUCCCGCUAACCCUCAGCAGCUUUUUGGCAGUGAGGAAGAACGUUUCCUUCCUGGGGUGCAUGGUCCAAAUGUUCCUCUCCUUUGCCAUGGGUGCCACAGAGUGUGUGCUUCUAGGCACAAUGGCACUUGACCGCUUUAUGGCUAUCUGUUACCCACUGAGGUACCCUGUCAUCAUGAGCAAGGGUACCUAUGUAACCAUGGCAGUUGGAUGCUGGGUCGCUGGGCUUGUGGACUCACUGGUGCAGACGUCACUUGCAGUGCAAUUGCCAUUCUGUACUGAUAAUGUCAUUCACCACUUCGCCUGUGAAAUUCUGGCCAUUCUGAAACUGGCUUGUACAGAUAUUUCAAUCAACGUGAUCAGCAUGGCGGGGUCAAAUCUGCUUUUCCUAGCUGUGCCGUUGUUGGUCAUUGCUGUCUCUUACACUUUCAUCGUGGCCACUAUUUUGAGGAUCCCUUCUGCUGAAGGAAAACGGAAGGCCUUCUCCACUUGCUCUGCCCAUCUGACAGUGGUGAUUAUCUUCUAUGGAACUGUCUUCUUCAUGUAUGCAAAGCCCAAGUCUAAAGCUGCUGCUGAGGCAGGGCAUCAAAGCGUGACAGACGCUCUCAUCUCCCUGUUCUAUGGGGUGAUGACACCCAUGCUCAACCCUAUCAUCUACAGUCUGAGGAACAAGGAUGUGAAGGCUGCUGUUCAGAACAUGCUGGCAAGGAAAUGUUGGAUAAAACAUUAG